UUAGCCUUACACAUAAGAUUCAAACAAAAAUCGUGAAAUUAUUAUUUUAUUUGAAUUCCCCCAUUUAAGAGUAUAACGUAUAUCACGUUUUGCACUUUUAUGUGCAUUUGAUAUUUUAUAAAAGCAAUGUUUUCUAGUCCAACAGAUGUCGCUGUAUUUACAGAUGUUGAUCUCAGUCGUGUUGUCAUACCUAUGUGAUGUCAAGAAGAGCAGAUGCAUGUGUUCUCCAUCAUAAGUUCAGUGAACUAAGACUGCGGGGUCGUGUGGGUUUAUGUGUCUUUGAGCCUAAACUUCAACAUGAGCUCUUUUGCCGGACGCAUGAAGGAGUAUCCCACCAUCUCACUGGACCGAUUUGACAGAGAGAAUUUACACGCAAGAGCUUAUUUUCUCUCUCACUGCCACAAAGAUCAUAUGAAAGGAUUGAAAGGACCUUUGCUUAAGAGAAAGCUAAAGUUCAGUUUGACUGUCAAGCUGUACUGCUCAUUUGUGACAAAGGAGCUCCUGCUUAGUAACCCAAGAUAUGGAUUCUGGGAAGAUCACAUUGUCGCCCUGGAACUGGACAGUCCCACUCACAUAUGUCUCAUCGACGAAACCACUGGAGAGUCUGAAGAUGUUGUUGUCACAUUGCUCACUGCUGGACACUGUCCAGGAUCAGUUAUGUUUCUCUUUGAGGGUUCUCGGGGUACAGUUUUGUACACCGGAGACUUCAGACUGGCUGUUGGAGAUGCUGCCAGAAUGGAACAGCUGCACUCUGGAGACAGAGUAAAAGACAUUCAGAGUGUGUAUCUUGAUAGUACAUUUUUUAACUCAAAGUACCAUCAGAUACCUAGUAGGGAGGCUUGUUUGACCGGUAUUACGCAGCUGGUGCGAGACUGGAUUUGUCGGAGUCCGUAUCACGUAGUUUGGUUGAAUUGUAAAGCAGCGUAUGGUUAUGAAUAUCUCUUCACCAACCUGGGACAGGAGUUCAGUUCACCGAUACAUGUCAACAACUUGGACAUGUUCAAGAAAAUGCCUGAAAUUCUGUGUCACAUGACUACCAACCGUUCAACACAGAUCCAUGCUUGCAGGCACCCUAAGGAUGAGAUGUUUUUCAGGGCCAGCAGGUUACCGUGUGGCUCCACGGCUCCUGACGGCACUCCGCUGAACAUCAUCAGCAUCAAACCCUCCACGAUAUGGUUUGGAGAACGGUCCAAAAAGACUUCAGUCGUUGUCAAGAUGGGCAGCAGCUCUUACAGAGCGUGUUUUUCCUUUCAUUCUUCUUACUCCGAGGUCAAGGACUUCCUCUCUUACAUUUGUCCUGUAAACAUCUAUCCUAAUGUCAUUCCCUUGGGACAAACGGUCGAGGACGUUGUAGAGCUGUUGAAGCCACUGUGUAGAAGCUCUGAAGGAGAGGACGUUGUCUACAAGCCGCUGGGAACACUCAAAAGAACCAGAAAGGGGUGCACGUCAGAAGGCUCAGACAGUGAUGGGGACCUGUUUGAUGGGGUUGCCACGGCGCCAAGGAGGCGGAAGAUGUCAGUGACUGAUGCAACCAAGGUUGGCGUUUACACACAGCCUCACAGCCCUAAAAAAGAUUCCCCUGAUAAGGACCAAAUGAAUAUCCUCCCAGAGCCCCGCCCCUCCACACAGCCUUCAAAUUACAUUGACUGCACAGAAUCAAACGAUGAUGAUGAUGAGGACGAUGACGAGGACGAGCUUUCAAACAUCAUGCCUCACCCAUCAGGUGCUGCUUCACCCUGCACAGAAAUGCCAUGCCCGCCACCCACAUCCAAUUCAGACACAACCCCGUCCGAGAUGGCACCGCCCCGCUGGGAAAACUUCUUCAGGGCUGACCCAGUGUUGACCGAUGAGAGCGAGCUGGAUAACAGUCAGAACAGUCAAACUCAAUCCACUGAAAACACAAGGUCUCAGUCACCGGAGCUGUUUCUUGAAGAUGAGGAUGACGGCUGUCACAUGACCUCCUCACAGUCCACUCAUAUAUCAGAUGAAGUCACAGACAGCUUAAGUCAAAUAGAUACAGUUCUUGUACAAGUGGAUGAAAGUAAGGCUGUUACUAGCGACCAAGAGCCCAAUGGGCUGUUUCAGGACGGUACCCGUAUACCCGAUGAGGUGGCGUCAGAUGGGAUGGAUUGUUGUAACGUCAAAGCCACCGAGCAGAAAUCAGACUCGCAGGUAUCAUCAGAUUUUGAGCUUCCACCAACACCUGGUUCUAAAGUCCCGGAGCCAGAGGAGCUGAAAGAGCUGUACAGGAAGUUGGCAGCAGGGCAGGAAGUUGUAAAAAGAAAGAUAUUUUGAUGUUACGUCAGACUUAAUUUUCUUAUCAGUUUUUACAUUAAAAUGGAAAACAAUAAAGUC
Triplophysa dalaica is the source of this 2355-nucleotide messenger RNA. It is a transcript of the gene dclre1c, whose product is annotated as DNA cross-link repair 1C, PSO2 homolog (S. cerevisiae). Lineage: Eukaryota; Metazoa; Chordata; Actinopteri; Cypriniformes; Nemacheilidae. The record is from RefSeq and is a predicted model, not a curated record. The transcript is spliced from 14 exons. Gene Ontology annotation, molecular function: damaged DNA binding; 5'-3' DNA exonuclease activity. Bases 298 to 2295 code for a protein of 665 amino acids. Gene Ontology annotation, biological process: interstrand cross-link repair; double-strand break repair via nonhomologous end joining; protection from non-homologous end joining at telomere.